This is a messenger RNA of Gasterosteus aculeatus aculeatus (three-spined stickleback), 3542 nucleotides long. It is a transcript of the gene sec22c, whose product is annotated as SEC22 homolog C, vesicle trafficking protein. Lineage: Eukaryota; Metazoa; Chordata; Actinopteri; Perciformes; Gasterosteidae. Gene Ontology annotation, biological process: endoplasmic reticulum to Golgi vesicle-mediated transport. The record is from RefSeq and is a predicted model, not a curated record.
UAGCUCGUUGGCUUCAUUUAAUACAACUUUCCCCGUAUGUUUUAUAAUAGCGUAUUUAAGUUGUCUAUAGCAAUCUCCGUUUAUGGAAAUAAUGCUAUCGCACUGGUAACGGGUAUCUGAAACGGGUGCUGGCUACGUGCUGGUGCUUUAUCUCCUUUAAAUCAUGUUGCAGGGCCAGCUAACCUCCAGCUAGCUAAGUUACAAGGUGCAGGAUGAAACCCAUGACAAUGAGGCAGUGUGUUCUCCAUGGACCUUGUGGAUCAUGUCUCUGAUCCUGUUUGCCUUUGUGGUCCGGGUGAGGGAUGGACUCCCCCUGUCGGCCUCCACAGACUUUGAACACAACCGCGAGCUCCAGGAGAGGAAGCAGCAGCUCAGGACCACCAGCAAGGCACUGGCCCGCUUCCCCGACAAAGGGACCAUCAAGGGCCGGGAGCUCAACAUCUACUUCGUCUCUUCAGAGGGUGUAUCCUACAUGACCGUGUGCCACUGCAGCCUCCCUGUUGCUAAGGCCUUCUGCUUCCUGGAAGAUCUGCGCUGGGAGUUCACAGCGAGCUUCAAAAGCACUGUUGUCGCCUUGGCAGCCAGGCCAUAUCCGUUUUUAGAAUUUGACGGCACCAUUCAGAAGCUGAAGCAGCAUUACAACCAGAACGGCGGACCGGCGCUGGAGGUGACAUUGGCAGAGGUCCAGGAAGAUCUGAGGCUCCAUCCACCACAAGUGAUUAACUGGGAGGAAGUGGAGCUUACCAACGGCACUGCAAAUGGGCACAUGGAGCAAAGUCCUGGAUCUGGUCAGAAUGGAAGACUCCAACAAGUGACAGCGGCAGGCAUCCUCUCUCUGGUCCUAAAUAUUGUGUGUGCAUCUUUGAACAUAAUCCGAGGUGUUCACCUCAUAGAGUACACAUUCCAGGAUGAUUAUGAAGGAAUAUGGAAUGUCGCGGCAUUUCUUCUGGCGUUUGUCUGCUGUUUGUUGCAGUGCCACCUCUACCUGUUCCAUUCGUCCCGGAAGAAACCCAAGUCCUUCACCCUGCUGAGUGCGAUUGUCCUAUGCAACUUCUACCUGCUCGGCCUGAGGAACCCGUGGCAGCUGAUCUUCCACGUUUCAGUCGCGUCCCUCUCCACCUUCCUCAUCCUCACCCGCAAACUGCAAGACAGAACCAACGACUGUGGGGUGUGAGGAGCGCGCGGGGGGGAGGACGGGAUCACCGCUCACAGCUCUUUCGGUGCAGGUGAGAGAGGCAGGCGGGCGAUUGGUUCAAUGCACGCGAGAUACGAAGAUGUUUGGCUUUUUAACAAAAUCACAUGUUCACAAAUUUUGUGUGAUCACGGAAAAUGGCGUCAAUAUUUCCUUAUAGACAGUAGCUACUUGCACUCUGUGUGAAUUAGCUUCUCGAUCCAAGGUAAAGUGCAGUGCUGCGUGGAAACAGAUUACCAACAGAAAAAGCUUCAGGAUCCGUCCCGUCCCACAAAGGUUUUGAAGAAAAUGAAGGAUUGUUUUCUUAUGUAGAAACAACAUUUUAUAAACUGUUGGAGAAGGUUAAUGCUUAAUUUAUGCUCAAUUUCAGCUCAGUAUUAUUUCCGCUACUACAGGCCAUUUAUUAUCUUUGCAUAAUCAGUUAAUCAAUGCUAAGUGACAGUUGGUGAUUGUAACAUUUGAUGUAAUUGUUAGAUGUAAAAGGCAUACAGGCAGGUGAACCUCCAUUGCUGGAGGUUUGCUACUUCUAUGAUUUAGUGUUUGUUUGAGAUCAGUGACGGCCAAGUAAAGCGGACAAUGCAGCUAUUUCAUUUUUUGGUUUCCAUUAGUUGCUUUUGGUUUGUUUAAUCGUGUUGACGUAUGUACAAAUACACCAGCAAGUGCUCAGCUAGUCAGUGCAAAGUUUAAAAUGUAAGGGCUCCCUUAUUGAUUAACUUAUUAAUUAAAAGUUCAAGGGGGGAACAUUAGUCUCAUAGUCACAAUCUCAUAUCAUUUUAUGAUGUUUGUGAUAAGAUCAUUUCUUCAUUUAAAACCAAUGUUUAUUUGAUUCAUUACAAAUUUACAACUGACUUUUGUCUAUUUUUUUAAAAUUGAUUGUUGCUUUGUUAAAAUGUAAACUGCGGGUAAGAAUAUGAAAGCACUGAUUUGAUGGGUAAAAUACUAUUUACAUUUUUUGUUUUUCUAUAGGGUUUGGCCAUUGUUCUUGAAGGUGUUGCAUAUCAGGUUCGGCUAUUUAUAUCCUGAUAUUGGUUUACUUGUUUGAGUUUUAUGUCUUCUUCAGGAUUUAUUACACCGCUCACUACCUGUCGUUCUCAGAUUGUCUUAAACAGAACUCGAGUUAUUAUCUGCGUAUGUUCCCUUAUAGAAUGGUAGCACUACUAAAUUAAUCGGAAACAUCUCCUUUUAGUUCGUUCUUUAAUAGGAUUUUGUGUAUUUAGCUUCCUAGAUGUUCUUUUCUAAUAGCUGAAGAGUUGCACUAAUGUGUGUUGAGCGAGGGAGUAAAUUAUUAGUUCAUAUUGUUUGUCGGUAAAAUGUAAUAUUUGUGGCAUUGUUUCCUUUAUCAGACCAUUAUAUCGGGAAAAUUAAGAGGAUUUUACAGUGAAGAGGUUCAGACAAUCGUCCUUCACGUCCUUCACAAUAAUGUUUUAAAAGAAAAAAGUUUUAGUUUACAAAAACAUAAAAAGUAAUUUAGCUCUCGAUGGCACAGUCAAGCCUUUUAAUACAUUUUCAAUGUGUCGUGCUCAUAUCUGGGUGUUGGGUGUCAUUUCUGACAUGUGGAGGGACUCGGCCACGUGUGAUGCCAUUUAUUAAGUGAAAACUUCUUGGCAUUUUCUGUGCAGGACAUUGGUGAGGCUGCAAUAUAUGGUAAUGUUAAUGAUGCCGCCAUUAUGCUCAAGAUGUAGAACCAAAUAAUGUGGGGAGAAUUUAGACACUUGAAACGGAAAGGAUCAUUUAGUCGAUUAUGACGCCUUUAUAACAUUUAGUAGAAAUUCACUGUACAAUUGAAAUAUGUGGCAGCCUUCUCUUAUUCUGUCUCUUUUAUCAUUAUUUAAAGUCUGAUCUGGAUACAGGAUUUUCUUUUGAAAUCUCAUUCAGGUUUAAAGUAGUUAGAUGCUUUGUAUAUCAAAACAGUCAGCAGAAAGGAGUUAUUUGUACUCAUGAGGUUGAUGUGUGUAAUAUUGGGAAGUGACGUACUUGUCAUUCAUUGUAACCGCCAAACACACUGGUGAUUACAGGGCUUUAUUACUUCCUGCUGUGGUAAAACUGACAUUUGGUCAAUAAACAGUGUCUUUUUUUCCUCUUGUUGAUCUGAUUUGUGUGUCUAAGAAAUGACUUUUCUCUCCAGAAUCAGCAAUAAUACGUCAAAGAGUUUUUCUAAAAGUGCCAUUUAACGUUUUACCGUUUACUUGUGUAUUUCUCCAAUAUUACACCAGAUGGAGCACUUUCACAAGAUACUGAUCUUCAUGAAAUCUUGGGUCAGGAAAGACGUACAUUUCAUACUUCAUCUAUUGUGAAUAGAUGAUAUGGUUUGUGUGUUCAUUUGAACUCCAAAUAAAUCGUCUGUGUUCUU